Bufo gargarizans (Asiatic toad) is the source of this 2862-nucleotide messenger RNA. It is a transcript of the gene RRP7A, whose product is annotated as ribosomal RNA processing 7 homolog A. The record is from RefSeq and is a predicted model, not a curated record. Gene Ontology annotation, cellular component: UTP-C complex; CURI complex. The transcript is spliced from 7 exons. NCBI's taxonomy places the organism in Eukaryota, Metazoa, Chordata, Amphibia, Anura, Bufonidae. Gene Ontology annotation, biological process: ribosomal small subunit assembly; rRNA processing. Gene Ontology annotation, molecular function: nucleic acid binding. The coding region runs from base 112 to 939 and encodes 275 amino acids.
GUAAAAUCUAAAUACCGCCGUUCUGGUCAUGUGACCACAGCUGACGUAACCGCCAUAAUCCUCUGCGCUACGGCUCCCAGAACUCCCUUCUCGUGUGACGUCACUUCUAACAUGGCGCCGUACACAGAGGGACCCACGUUUGCAGCCCCGACUGGAUACACAGCCAUUCCGGUGCAGUUCUCGGAGGAGCGGCCGGUACACCACUGCCUGUAUGCCAAAGAAGCCCGGCUCAGAGGAGAGGCCGAGAAAGCCCAUCCCCAGGAUCGGAUGUUGUUCGUAAUCAACAUCCCCGGAUACGUCACCGAGAAAGGUUUAUCAGAGAUCUUCGCUUCUUGUGGUCAUGUGCAAUCUGUGGAACUACUUGACAAAUCAGCGCCUUAUUUGAAAAAAAAUAUGGAGGGAAAUAUGUCUUUUAACCAGAAGACAAUUAAGGGUUUCAGAGUGGCCUAUGUUGUGUUCAAAAAGGCCUCUGGAAUUCAAAAAUUCAAGUCCAAUAAAGUCUGGACACCAUCGGUCAUAUCAAAAAGAGACGAUUUUGUAAAAGCUGGAAUUCACAAGUGGAUAGAGGAUUAUGAAAAGUCUUUUACUGAUGUUGCUGCUCUUCAAGCUGAAAUUGAUCACUAUAUGCAGGAAUAUGAUAAGAAAGAGGCAAAGAAAGAGGACAAAGCUAAGCAAAAAGAAGGGGUGCCAGAUGAGGAUGGCUGGAUAACUGUGACAAGAAAGGGCCGACACCCAGGUGUAGCACGUACUGAAGCAGUGAAUCAUCGACUGUUAGAGAAGGAAAAGAAGAAGAGAGCCCAGAAAGAACUUCUAAACUUUUAUGCUUGGCAGCACCGUAAUAAAAAGAAAGAACACCUGGCAGAACUACGUAAAAAAUUUGAAGAAGAUAAGCAGAAGAUUGCACUGAUGCGAGCUCAGAGAAAGUUCCGCCCUUAUUGAAAUCCAUUUGUGUACUGUAAUAUAUCUGUUCUCAUACAGACUUGUAUCACCACCUGGCACAAAGAACAACUUCCACACUGACUGCAGAUGCCAGCGGACAUAUUACUUUUUAAUUAUCGACCUUAAUUGACAAGGGGCUUCUCCAAAACAUAAAACGUUUAUACAGUAAACCCAUCAUUACAGCUUCCAGUUCUGUUGUAGUUUACUUCAUACUGGGCACCACAGUGGCUCAGUGGUUAGCAUUGGUGCCUUGCAGCGCUAGUGUCCAAGUUCAAAUCUGACAAAGGACAACAUCUGCAUGGAGUCUGUAUGUUCUCCCCGUGUUUGUGUGGGUUUUCUCCAGGUAUUCCGGUUUCCUCCCACACUCCAAAGACAUACUGAUAGGGACCUUAGAUUGUAAGCCUCAUUGGGGACUGCGUGAUGCUAACGUCUGUACAGAGCUGUGGAAUAUAGUACAGCUAUAAGUGAGUAUAAUAAAUACUUCACAGUUAAGAAUUCCACACAAUAAGAAAAUUCCCUCUUCGUUAUCCACAUUGGUUCAUCAUCUUGUAAGGCUCUAUUCAUGUCAUUUUUGAGGUGCAUGUGUAACACCACCACAUGCAUUCAUAUGCUAUAAAGUUGCAUACCCAUUGUAACUGCUACAGCAUAACACCCGAAUGUAUGCUACAAGUCCAUGAUAAGCUGUUCUGCUUUUUGUGGGGUACCAUAUCUAUCGGCAUAAGGAGACUUAUAGGCGAUACGUGCUCCUCCGGCAUUCUGCGGAGAAAGGCAUGCAAAUGACCUCUUGGCAAGCUCUUCCUCUAAUGCCACCAGAUGUAAGGCAGCUAUCUUAUAAGUCAUUGUUCAACCCUUUAAAUGGGCAUUGAGACAUGACUUGGGUAUUAAUUAAGACUGCUGUUUCAGGGUGAUUGCCCCUCAUCAGUGCAGAGAGUAUGGACUUAACUGAGUGAGAGGCCUAAAGCCUCAUCCACUCAUCAGUGUUUUGUUCAGUGAUUGUGAGCCAAAAGCAGGAUUGGAGCCUAUAAGGGAAAGAGCUGCACCUCAUGAGGCAUGAGUCAGGACUUGGGGAGUACUAUCUCUCCUUGGGGAGAGUGCCUUCAUCUGUGUGGCAGAGCUGCUAAGGGCUCAUUUGCAUCCCUUUUUUCCCAGAAUACCAGAUGAGCAUGUGUGGCAUAUAAGCCUCCUCGUACCGAUUUAAGACGUUCUGCACAAGGAGAGAUUGUACCCCCCAAAUUCUAACUUAGGCCUCACCCACUUAUGCCAGUACACUCUGCACUGAUGGGGGGGACAAUCACCCUGAAACAGCUGUCUGCAGAUGAAGUGCUGGUUUAUUUCUUAUCAGUCAUGUCUCAAGGCCUAUUUAAAGGGUUGAACAUUGACUUAUAGGAUAACUCCUUUACUUCUAGUGGCCUUAGAGGCAAAGCUUGUUAAGAAAUCAUUUGCAUCCCUUUCUUCCCAGGCUCUUCUGCAAUACACUAGGUAUUUUUUUGUUUGUUUUAGUUUUAUGUAUUCCCAGUGUACUUCAACACUUGUCACCUCGCUCUGAGUUUGUAUUGUAAUUUAACAGAUCAGAUAUUAUACUAAUAAGUAAUACCGUUUUCAUGAACUGGUUUACUUGUUCUACAGUGUUUUGGCUGAUAGUAUGUGUUAAAGUAACUUCCAAAUGGAUACCGAGAUCUAGGACUUCCAUGCAGAAUGGGAAUGGUGCUGCUGUAACCAGUACACAGUGGAUGGAGAUAUGUAGUCCUGUGUCAGAGGCACAGUUUAUGAAACCAACUGAUUGGCAAUGCUGAUGUAAGUUGGACCCUGAUUUCUGUACAGAAUAAUGAGCAAAUUCUAUUCCGUACAAGUUGCAAUCUGAUGAGUGCAAGUUGUCUGCUUGGAGACCUAACAAAAAGUAAAAAAAAAAAAAAAUAUUAAAAU